UAGCUUGUCAUUCUUGUGAAACAGCUGAUCGAUGGUUGGUUGCGCUUGGUGAAAAAAAAUCUCGAUUUUAUUGUAAUGAAAAGUGAAUUAAAACAAAAAUGGAUGUGGUUGGACUAUUAAAUAAUAUAAAUGAUAAGUCGGAUAUGUUUGCGGUCAAAACAUGGACUUCAGAUUGGACGAAUAGCUUCCAAGAUAAUCAAUUACUGUGGUCCUUUUGCGGUUGCCUCCUAGUUUCUCUAUUAGUAGUAUUCUUCUUCUACUACCGACGAUGGCGGACGAAAGAACUAUUAGGAGGCACAAACACCACAGCGGCGGGCGAGCCCGCAAAACGAUUUCGAAAACGAGACAAAAUGCUCUUCUACGGAAGGCGGAUGCUGAGGAAGGUCAAAUCAAUAUCCAACUCUGGGCAGGGUCGGAAACGGAGAGCUGUUAUGAGGUUCGCGCGUAAGCUGCUGCAGCUUAAAAAAGAAUCUGCUCCUGAACAAUUGAAGGUGCUAGAACCUCCAGCAGAAUAUCUAGAAGAGGAUUUGACGAGCGACGACCGCGUGCCUCCUGACGCGUUGUAUAUGCUGCACAGCAUCAGAGUGUUCGGCCAUUUUGAGAAGCCAGUGUUCCUGAUGCUGUGUAAACACACAGAGAUACUCAACCUGCCUGCUGGCUCGUUUCUGUUUAAAGUUGGAGACACUGACGAAAACGUGUACGUGGUACAGAACGGUCGAGUCAACGUGUACAUCACAAACCAAGACGGCACAAGUCUGUCCUUGAAAAUCGUUCGAGCGGGAGAGAGUGUCACUUCUCUUCUGAGUUUCACUGAUGUUUUGACUGGUCACUCUCAACCAUACAAAACUGUGAAUGCCAAAGCUCUCGAAGACUCCCAAGUGAUAAAAUUACCCAUGCGAGCUUUCCAGGAAGUUUUCAAGGAAUACCCAGACAUAUUUGUUAGAGUUAUACAGAUAAUUAUGGUGCGCCUCCAAAGAGUCACGUUUACGGCACUUCACCAGUAUUUAGGCCUAAGUGCUGAAUUGGUUAAUCCAGGCAAAGAGAAACGGCGUCCCAUGACAAUGGCGUCUCCGGGCAAGUCGGGCAAAUUUGUGGUGGACUGUGGCACCUCCAUGCACUCGCCCCACCACAGCGAGCGGAAUCUACUUGACCACGUGCAGGAAGGGUACCAGGCGUCGUCGCCCGUCCACAUCGCGGGCAGGAAGCCGCGCCCGGACAUGGUGCCCGACAUUACGACUAACACACCACAGAACACGCCGCAGCAACAACCGGACGUCCAACCAACGUCAUCCUUCCAGAGACCUAAAGAAGGAUCGUCGUUCAAGAAGCAUAAUAACACAGAUAAUUUAGAUGAACAGGCUCUUGUUCAAAUAGCGACAGAGGCCUUCGUCAAGGAGUUGGGUCUAGAAAACGAUGAGAUUCUCAAAGGAAACGUUCAAGUGAGGGAUCUCCCGGCCGGUACUUAUAUCAUGAAGGAGGAAAGCCAUAAGCUAUAUUACAGUAUUACGGGUGAACCAGAAAUUGUUCAGGACGUAGCUCUUGUAUACCUUCUGUCGGGCGCCCUGCUCGUAUCACAGAAGGUCGCAGAAGGGGAGGGAGAAGUCCACAUGUUCACUGCGCACCCUGGUGAGGUGGAAGGUGGUUUAGCCGUACUAACCGGCGAGCCCAGCUUUUUCUCCAUAAGAGCUAAACACUUCUCCCGUAUCGGCCUGUUAUCUAAGACAACAGUAUACAGCAUUAUGAGGGAGCGGCCGUCCGUAGUGCUUCAUAUCGCUAACACUGUGGUACGAAGGCUGUCGCCGUUUGUGAGACAAGUCGAUUUCGCUUUGGAUUGGGUGUUCCUGGAAUCAGGCCGCGCGGUGUACCGUCAAGACGAGGAAUCUGGUUCGACCUUUAUCGUCCUGAGCGGUCGAUUGCGUUCCGUCAUAACACACCCGAAUGGCAAGAAGGAACUUGUUGGUGAAUACGGCAAGGGCGAUCUUGUUGGCAUUGUUGAAAUGGUGACUCAAACGAGACGUAGUACAACAGUGAUGGCAGUCCGUGACUCGGAACUGGCGAAGCUUCCAGAAGGUCUCUUCAAUGCGAUCAAGCUUCGCUUCCCCGUCGUUGUCACAAGACUGAUUAACUUGUUGGGACAUAGAAUUUUAGGCUCAUGGCAGAAACCUACCGCUGGUCUAGGCGCUGCCACCAUAGAGUCCCGUCCCUCGCAGCACAACUUUUCCACGGUGGCUGUUGUGCCAGUUAGUGACGAUGUGCCUUUGACUGCUUUCACUUAUGAGCUGUACCACUCGUUGUGUGCUAUUGGGCCAACAGUACGCUUAACUUCCGAUGUAAUAAGAAAACUUCUGGGAUUGACCAUUAUGGACCCGAAUAACGAAUACCGCCUUAGUUCUUGGCUAGCUCAACAAGAAGAUAAACAUAAGGUGGCGCUAUAUCAGUGCGACCCGAGCCUCACGCAAUGGACUCAGCGUUGCAUCCGCCAGGCCGAUUGCAUCUUGAUCGUCGCUUUGGGUGACAAGCAACCGAGCAUUGGCAAAAUCGAAAAAGAAAUCGAACGGCUAGCGAUUCGAACGCAGAAGGAGUUGGUGCUGCUGCACAGAGAGGGUGGGCCCAACCCCUCCGGCACGGUGCACUGGCUCAACAUGCGCACGUGGGUCAGCCAGCACCACCACGUGCGCUGCCCGCAUCGCAUGUUCACCCGCAAGAGCCAGUAUAGGAUUAGCGAGCUGUACAGCAAAGUGCUGAUGUCCGAAGCGAGCGUGCACUCCGAUUUCUCCCGGCUCGCGCGCUGGCUCACUGGCACCGCUGUGGGGCUGGUGCUGGGCGGUGGCGGUGCGAGGGGUGCGGCGCACGUUGGCAUGAUCCGCGCCAUACAGGAAGCUGGAAUCCCAAUCGACAUGGUUGGAGGAGUGAGCAUCGGAGCUUUUAUGGGAGCCCUCUGGUGCAUGGAACGAAAUAUUACCACUGUCACACAGAAAGCGAGAGAUUGGUCUCAGAAAAUGACCCAAUGGGGCAAACAGCUAAUGGAUCUGACAUACCCCGCUACAUCCAUGUUCUCCGGUCGCCAAUUCAACACGACCAUCAAGUCGACCUUCGGAGAAGUCCAUAUUGAAGAUCUCUGGCUGCCUUACUUUACUGUGACCACCGAUAUCAGCUCCAGUUGUAUGAGGGUACAUCGACAUGGUUCUCUAUGGCGGUACAUUCGCGCCUCGAUGUCUUUGAGCGGGUACAUGCCCCCCCUCUGCGACCCCGUAGACGGCCACCUCCUUUUGGACGGCGGCUAUGUCAACAACCUCCCAGCUGACGUGAUGCGGUCUCUUGGAGCUAAGCACAUCUUGGCCAUCGACGUUGGUUCGCAAGACGAUACCGAUCUCACUAAUUAUGGAGACGAUUUGUCUGGCUGGUGGUUACUAUGGAAACGGUGGAACCCAUUCACAACUCCAGUCAAGGUGCCAAAUCUUCCCGAUAUCCAAAGCAGACUUGCGUAUGUGUCUUGUAAUCGACAGUUGGAGGAGGUAAAGUCGUCAGACUACUGCGAAUACAUCAGACCGCCGAUAGACUCGUACAAAACUCUUCAGUUUGGUUCCUUCGACGAGAUCCGUGAAGUGGGCUAUAGACACGGUUCCGCAUACUUCGAGGGACAGAGGCGAGGCGGCGGCGGGGGAGUGAGCGGGGCAGCGGCGGCGGAGCGCAAACACGAUGCGCAACCCGCUAUAACUGACUACACAUUCACGGACCUAGCACAAAUGGUGUGUUCGGUACGUACCGCGCGCGACGUAGAGAACGAAUCGCCUUCAUCGUCCGACUACGACGAAGACCAGAGGCACUUUGAGGGCUACGCGUCCGAGCCCAGUGGGGGCAUAAUGGAGAUGUCGUCAAGCGUAGAGGACGGCGCGGCGUGGAUCAGCGACACGGAACUGGUGCGCACUUAUUGAGCUGCUCGAGGCACAUUAGUUUGGGAGGGGCUUCGUACACGGCGCGUGGGAGGUUCCCUAUCGCUGUCAGAGGAAGAGCCCGACUCUGAAGCGGAGGUGUACGACCCCUUGAACAAGCGUGGCGGGGGCAGAUGAGACCCGACCAUGCACGAUCUGUGCAAGGCGUUAUAUAAAUACGUACGAGGGGACGCUGAGGACAGUGACUAGACCGAGAUCUGUUUUGUAGUUUAAGUAGGCAUCUUUUUUUUACCAAUGUAAUGAGAAAAGGACAGACAAACCUGAUUUUUAAAACUUGUCAAACCUCGUGACUUUAGGUGCCAGUUGUACCCCUAUUGUUUAAAUUUGUAGAGUGCACUGACAUUUAGAGUUUUAAAUUUAUAAUUCAUUUUCCGUCCUUUUUUAGCAAUAUAAAAAAGAAAAAGAUGCAGAUACUCUAAAUUUAGUUUAGACAUUACCCUUAAACUUACUAAGAUCAGCUUAUUUCGGUGCCUCGAUUUUGAUCUACUAGCAGCAAAUUGUCUAUAUGAUAUUCUUAAGAAUCCUAUGUAAUUUUAUAUGUCUAAGAUUUGAAAACCCAUGUACAGUACACCGAUCUAUCCAAUACUAUGAAUAUAUGUUACGAAAUAACCGUCGUACUAACAAAUCGAUUUUUCUCGGGUUCGAAUCGAAUUCGAAUAGAUCGGUGUGCAUACGGGCUUUCAAAUCUUAUCUAAAUAAAAAUUAGUACGUCAUUACUUUUGUUAAUAGGACGUUAUUUAACGUAUCUAAUUUUUUUCAUAUUAUAAUAUCAUGGAUUGAGCACUUGUUUGUAUGGGACACUUUUUUAACGUUAUUGUAUCUCGCUGGUGUAGAAGUAAGUCAAUGGACGUCUAU
Maniola jurtina (meadow brown) is the source of this 4808-nucleotide messenger RNA. It is a transcript of the gene sws, whose product is annotated as neuropathy target esterase sws. The record is from RefSeq and is a predicted model, not a curated record. Gene Ontology annotation, cellular component: endoplasmic reticulum. The transcript has 30 exons. Lineage: Eukaryota; Metazoa; Arthropoda; Insecta; Lepidoptera; Nymphalidae. Gene Ontology annotation, molecular function: phosphatidylcholine lysophospholipase A1 activity. Bases 99 to 3935 code for a protein of 1278 amino acids. Gene Ontology annotation, biological process: phosphatidylcholine metabolic process.